Messenger RNA from Colletotrichum abscissum, 225 nucleotides. RefSeq lists its product as uncharacterized. The record is from RefSeq and is a predicted model, not a curated record. Bases 1 to 225 code for a protein of 74 amino acids. Lineage: Eukaryota; Fungi; Ascomycota; Sordariomycetes; Glomerellales; Glomerellaceae. The transcript is spliced from 2 exons.
AUGGAGGCUUCGGUACACUCGACCCUCGCCACCAGCUCUUCGCAGAAGCUCGAGCGCGUUGUUCACGACGCCACUCAAACGCUAUGCGACGAGUUCCCCACCCACUGCGGAUGUAGCCAAUCCGAUAUUCGCACGGAAUACAGCAUCUACAGACCCGACGUCACCAGUGAGCACUGCUUCGGAGAGCCCCCGUCUAUUUCUGUCAGCUCGGUCCGCCGAUGUUAG